AUGGCCCCUCAGAUCGAAGCUGUUUCCACCAAAUCUGCUCCGGCUCCGCUGCCGCAGUUCUCACAGGCUGUUAAGCACAAUGGCAUGGUGUACUGCUCCGGAAACGUCGGAGCCAUUCCUGGGACGAACUUUGAGCUGGUAGAGGGAACAGUUAAAGAUAGAGCGCGACAAGCUAUCAAGAAUCUUGAGGCUAUCCUCAAAGAGUCCGGCAGUAGUUUGAGAAACAUUGUCAAGAUGAACAUCUACAUCACAAACAUGCAAAACUUUGCUCUUGUGAACGAAGCAUACGAUGAGUUCUUCACUUGGGAGCCCAAGCCGCUACCGUUGGGAACCGAUGUUGAGAUUGAGUGCACUGCAGCUCUAGACUAG
Molecule: messenger RNA, 369 nt
Organism: Fusarium musae
Lineage: Eukaryota; Fungi; Ascomycota; Sordariomycetes; Hypocreales; Nectriaceae
Exons: 3
Coding region: 1-369 (122 amino acids)
Cellular component (GO): mitochondrion; cytosol
Molecular function (GO): deaminase activity
Source: RefSeq, a predicted model, not a curated record